AUGGAGUCCAACCUGCAAGGGACGUUCCUGCUGAACAACACGCCGCUGGCUCAGUUCUCGGAGAUGAAGGCCCCCGUGUGCCAGUACUCGGUGCAGAACUCCUUCUACAAGCUCAGCCCCCCGGGGCUGGGCCCGCAGCUGGCCGCCGGGACCCCGCACGGCAUCACAGACAUCCUGAGCAGGCCCGUGGCCACGCCGAACAGCAGCCUGCUCUCCGGCUACCCCCACGUGGCGGGCUUCGGGGGACUGGGCUCCCAGGGCGUCUACUAUGGCCCCCAGGUGGGGAAUUUUUCCAAGGCUGGGAACGAGUACCCCACCCGGACCCGGAACUGCUGGGCGGACACGGGCCAGGACUGGCGAGGCGGGCGGCAGUGCAGCAACACCCCUGACCCCCUGAGUGACGGCAUCCACAAGAAAAAGCACACUCGGCCCACCUUCACGGGGCACCAGAUCUUUGCCCUGGAGAAGACCUUUGAGCAGACCAAGUACCUGGCUGGCCCUGAGAGAGCCAGGCUGGCGUACUCCCUGGGGAUGACCGAGUCGCAGGUCAAGGUGUGGUUCCAGAACCGAAGGACCAAGUGGCGGAAGAAGAGCGCCCUGGAGCCCUCGUCCUCCACGCCCCGGGCCCCCGGCGGCGCGGGCGCGGGCGCGGGCGGGGACCGCGCGGCCUCGGAGAACGAGGACGACGAGUACAACAAGCCGCUGGACCCCGACUCGGACGACGAGAAGAUCCGGCUGCUGCUCCGCAAGCACCGCGCCGCCUUCUCGGUGCUGAGCCUGGGCGCGCACAGCGUCUGA
Molecule: messenger RNA, 798 nt
Organism: Eptesicus fuscus (big brown bat)
Lineage: Eukaryota; Metazoa; Chordata; Mammalia; Chiroptera; Vespertilionidae
Gene: NKX6-3
Product: NK6 homeobox 3
Exons: 3
Coding region: 1-798 (265 amino acids)
Biological process (GO): cell differentiation; regulation of transcription by RNA polymerase II
Cellular component (GO): nucleus
Molecular function (GO): DNA-binding transcription factor activity, RNA polymerase II-specific; RNA polymerase II cis-regulatory region sequence-specific DNA binding
Source: RefSeq, a predicted model, not a curated record